This is a messenger RNA of Penicillium canariense, 996 nucleotides long. RefSeq lists its product as uncharacterized. The coding region runs from base 1 to 996 and encodes 331 amino acids. The transcript is spliced from 3 exons. Lineage: Eukaryota; Fungi; Ascomycota; Eurotiomycetes; Eurotiales; Aspergillaceae. The record is from RefSeq and is a predicted model, not a curated record.
AUGGUGAUGCUCCGAUUGACCGCCGAGCAGUACCAGAAGCUGCCAAUUCUGGUAGACGAGACGACGUGCAUCAGCAAGACCUAUGUCAUCACGGGCGGCAACUCUGGCCUGGGCCUCGAGACGGCGCGACACCUUGUCGCGGCGUCGGCCGAGUGCGUCGUGCUGGCCGUGCGAAACCUCAAGGCGGGGGAAGUUGCCAAGAAGGACAUUGAGAAGACGACCGGCCGCAAGGGAGUCAUCCAGGUACGGCAUGUAGACAUGUCGACCUACGCAUCUGUCCAGAGCUUCGUAACGAAGAUAACAGACGGGCUCGACAGGAUCGACGGCUUUAUCUGCAACGCGGGGCUCAUGAUCGAUGCGUGGUCGCAGUCCGAGGGCAUGGAGACGAGCAUGUUUGUCAACGUCAUCAACACCGUGUUCCUCGGCGCUCUCAUCAUGCCUAAACUCAAAGAGUGUGCGAACAAGUUCGACAUCAAGCCCACUCUCGUAUUCAUCGUCAGUGUCCUUGGGUACACCGCCAAGGGCGAGAUGGACAAGAGUCGCCACGGCGUCAUCUUUGACGGGCUCAACGACCAGAAGCGGGCCAACAUGGACGUCAGAUACGCCCUCACCAAGCUCGUGGAAGAGUGCGCCGUACGCCAGUUCGCAGCCCUCUGCCCCGUCGAGCGCACAGGCGUCGUCAUCACCAUGGUCGCGCCUGGUCUCUGCACCACCGGCCUAGGCCGCGACGCCCGAACCUUCACCAAGAUCAUGCACGAGGCGGUCCGGGCCAUGAUGGCGCGAACCGCGGAGGUGGGCAGCCGCACCAUCCUACACGGGCUGCUAGUGGGAGAGGAGGGCCAUGGCAAGCUGCUGUCCGGCUGUAAGAUCAAGGAAUUCUGGGUGCCCACAUGGCUCACUAACCAGGAGGGCCAGAAGCUGCAGAAGGGCAUCUGGGACGAGCUCGUUUCCAGGUUGGAGUCUGUGCAGCCCGGCUGCAUCUCACAGCUCAAGUAG